AAUUUAUUUACAUAUACAUACGUAUUGCAGGAAUGGGGGAUCCCAGUGAACCACAUGAAAUUUCCAAGCCCAAGGUUCUCUGCGUUGGACAUUCGUGUACGACAGCGUUAAGCAAAUUUGGACAAACAUGCUAAUUAAACUGUAAAUUAUUUAAACUAGCCGUACACAUAUAAUAUUGGAAGUCCGAUCUACCAGAAAUCAUUUCUGAAGCAAAAUCAAUCGCGUUUGGUAUUCGUAGUCGAUCAGUUAAAAUGAGGCCGAUAUUCGCCUCCACACUGACAGUCGUCCUUCUCAGUGUUCUACUGUCUCCAGCCGAACAAAAAUCCAAACGCUUUAUCGGAGGAGGGGGCUUCGGAGGAGGGUUCGGGGGCAUCGGUAUCCCGGUAGCUCAUUACCAUCAUUCUUACUACCCCAGACCGUACUACCCAAGGCCGUACUACCCACCCCCUCCACCACCGCCGCCGUAUUAUGGGGGGUACGGGAGACCGAAGGUCAUAGGAGGUGGGGUUGCUGGGUUUGCUGUUGGAGGAGUCGUCGGGGGAGCGGGAGGCUUUGGACGAUGAGAGGAAAUGAAUAGUUACCGGCUUUUCAAUUUGAUAGGAGGCGGCUCUGAUGAUUCCUGUAUAAUGAGAGGUGAUGAAUUAUCCAAUGCUCUACCAACGCAAGCAACGACAUACUCCUUCGAUGCAAACACCAAUUAUAGCAGACUGUUUUCUGCAGAUUCCUGUAUAAUAAGAAGUGAUGAAUUAUCCAAUGCUCUACAAUGGGAAACAUUGACAUUUUCCUUGGACGCAAAAACCAAAUGUAUAAGACUGCUCUUUGCAGCUAUCAUAGCAGUCCUCAUCGUUGCAUUUUGUUCCAGCAAGACUGUCAAAUCCUUGGAAUAG
Messenger RNA from Acanthoscelides obtectus, 887 nucleotides. The record is from the annotation of a GenBank genome assembly. Lineage: Eukaryota; Metazoa; Arthropoda; Insecta; Coleoptera; Chrysomelidae.